Scheffersomyces stipitis CBS 6054 is the source of this 1713-nucleotide messenger RNA. It is a transcript of the gene HOL1, whose product is annotated as Hol1p. The transcript has a single exon. Gene Ontology annotation, biological process: transmembrane transport. Lineage: Eukaryota; Fungi; Ascomycota; Pichiomycetes; Serinales; Debaryomycetaceae. The coding region runs from base 1 to 1713 and encodes 570 amino acids. Gene Ontology annotation, cellular component: fungal-type vacuole. Gene Ontology annotation, molecular function: transmembrane transporter activity. The record is from RefSeq and is a predicted model, not a curated record.
AUGAAUCUCGAAGCUCCAAUUUUGUCGAACGUUCAAAUCAACGAUAAAGCCAACGACGACUUUAUUCCUGGUACAAAGAAUAUUUAUACGGAUGCCAUAGGUCCGGAAGAUGAGGUUACCAAGAAGAAAGUGAAAACUCAGGGUAACAUCAUUUUGAUUCCACAACCUUGUAACUCUCCCAAUGAUCCACUUAAUUGGUCCAAGUAUAGAAAGUUUGUGAACUUUGCUAUUCUUGCCGUUAUCACUGGUUUUACCGCCGCUACUUCUAACGAUGCUGGUGCUAUUCAAGAUUCCCUUAACGAGUUGUACGAUAUAUCGUAUGACAAAAUGAACAUCGGUGCGGGGGUGCUUUUCUUGGGAAUUGGUUGGGGUACUUUUUUCAUAACCCCACUUGCAUCUUUGUAUGGUCGUAAAUUGUCCUACUUCAUCUGUAUUUUCUUGGGUUUACUUGGUGCCGUUUGGUUUGCUCUUUCCAGGCGUACUGCCGAUGCCAUCUGGUCCCAAUUAUUUGUAGGUAUUUCCGAAAGUUGUGCUGAGGCGCUGGUUCAGUUGAGUUUGAGUGAGUUAUAUUUCCAACAUCAAUUAGGUUCCGUCUUAACUGUAUAUAUUUUGGCUACUUCCGUUGGUACUUUCUUGGGUCCUUUAAUUGCUGGUUUUAUUGUUCAAUAUGUAGGUUUCAGAUGGGUGGGUUGGAUUGCAGUCUUCAUUUCCAUUGGUUUGCUCUUUAUCAUUUUCUUCGUUCUCGAAGAAACCAUGUUCGACAGAAAGAUAUUCUCCAGAGGCGUUAUAAAUGGAGUUUCUCCAUCUUCGGACAAGCAAGUGCCUGAAUUCGACGAUAUCAAGAAGGAACACUCUAAGGAAUUUACUACCGUGGAUGAAUCCAACUCCUCUGAGGAUGAAGACACUGAUUUGAUCAAUAUGGGCGAAAAUGACCCACCAAAGUCCUACUGGAAAAACGUUCAGUUGAUUACCUUAGCUCCAAACUUGCAAGGUACUGGUUUCUUACAAUAUUUAACCCAAUUGAGAAUGUUGUUGAAGGUUUUCUUGUAUCCUCCAGUUAUCUUCUCUGGAUUAGUGUGGGGUAUGCAAGAUGCCCUUUUAACAUUCUACUUGACAGUUGAAGACGACGAAUACUAUGACCCUCCUUACAGCUACGGUAACACAGGUGUUGCCUUGAUGAAUGUUCCAACCUUAAUUGGAGCCAUUAUUGGGUGUUUCUUUGCUGGUCCUCUAAGCGAUAAGUUCUCCAUCUGGAUGGCAAAGAGAAAUAACGGUAUUCAAGAAGCUGAAUACCGUCUUUGGUUCCUUUUUGCCCCUGCAGUAAUUGCUCCAGUCGGUUUGAUAUUGUUUGCAGUGGGUACUGAUCAAGUUUGGGACUGGCCACCUACUUACGUAGGCUUAGGAUUUAUUGGGUUCGGUUUCGGUUGUUCUGGAGAUGUUUCCAUGUCUUAUCUUAUGGAUGCUUACCCAGAUAUGGUUAUUGAAAUGAUGUGUGGUGUUUCUGUUAUCAACAACAUGAUUGGUUGCAUUUUUACUUUCGCUUGUUCACCUUGGUUGGAUGCCAUGGGAAACACACACACCUUCAUUAUUUUGGCAGUCAUUGAAGCCGUUAUUAUGUUCAGUGCUGCGCCAAUGAUCUGGUAUGGCAAGAGAAUCAGAAACUGGACUAAGGAUUGGUAUAUUGAAUUCUGUCAAUUGCGUGACGGUAUGUAA